AUGACCGAUUCGCCGGGGUUUCUUAGGCUGCCCGGGUCCCUGUGGGCGGCGAACGGCGGGCAGGAUAACGCGGGGGAGGGGGUGAUUGUGGGAGUGAUUGACACUGGCGUGUGGCCGGAACACCCGUCAUUCGCUAACACACCAUCCAACCCGUACAGCCCUGUUCCCCGCAGGUGGCGCGGGAUAUGCCAGGCGACGCGGGGCUUCCCCCAGUCGCUCUGCUCGCGCAAGUUCAUCGGCGCGCGGUUCUUUCCCCCCACCCCGACCCCCCUUCCCCCCCGAUUCCUUUCUCACCUCCCCCUACGGUUGUUCCCCCCCACCCAGCCAUCCAACAAGUACGGCCCUGUUCCCCGCAGGUGGCGGGGAAAAUGCCAGGCGACGCGGGACUUCCCCCAGUCGCUCUGCUCGCGCAAGCUCAUCGGCGCGCGGUUCUUCGCGGCGGGCGUGCGCAAGUCGUCGGCGGGAGUAAACAAGGAGAAGGACUUUAUGUCGCCGCGCGACGGGGAUGGCCACGGCACGUGGUGUGCCAGCGCAGCAGCAGGCAACGCCAACGUGCCGCUCACACUCUCUUCCUCGCGCACGCUCGGUUCCAUCUCGGGAGUGGCACCCCGGGCACGCCUCGCCACCUACAAAGCCCUCUGGUUCAACCCUGGGGGGAAGGCGGGCGCGUUCCACGCAGCAGCAGGCAACGCCAACGUCCCUCUGACCCUCUCCCCCACGCGAACACACCCCACGGAGGGACGCCGUCAUGGCGCAGCAGCAGGCAACGCCAACGUGCCUCUGACCCUCUCCCCCACGCGAACGCUAGGCACCAUCUCGGGAGUGGCACCCCGGGCCCGCCUCGCCACCUACAAAGCCCUCUGGGUCACCCCGGGGGGAGAGGCGGGCGCGUUUCAGUCGGACAUCCGCGCAGCCGUUGAUGCGGCCGUAUCCGACGGUGUGGAUGUGCUCUCGUGCUCGUAUGGCGGCGCCAUCUCACGGUAUUUCAACGACCUGCCGUACCUGCAAGCGCUCAAGGCGGGGGUGUUCAUCGCCUUAGCAGCGGGCAACAGCGGCGCCCCCUCCAAGGGGCAGAUGAUUGGCACUCUCAGCAACACAGCGCCUUUUUACCUCACCGUUGGAGCAAGGUAUUUCAACGACCUGCCGUACCUGCAAGCACUCAAGGCGGGGGUGUUCAUCGCCUUUGCAGCGGGCAACAGCGGCGCCCCCUCCAAGGGGCAGAUGAUUGGCACUCCCAGCAACAUGGCGCCCUUCUGUCUGACCGUUGGGGCUAGCACCAUCGGCCGUGACUAUCAGGCCAACCUAACCCUGGGCAACGGAGUGCAGCUCACGGGGCUGGGCUUUGGCAGCGGGGGCAACGCGCGGGGCCUGCCUCUCGUGCUCUCCUCUGCUGCUCUUCACCCGCUGGGGACUCUCAGCCUGGUGCGUGGUGGGAGGGUGACACAGGCCCGGGAGUGUUUCACCUCAAGCCUUGACAAGGCCAAGCUAUCCGGGCGAAUGCUCGUGUGCAACCUCAAAACCAGAGACGUCACAGAGGCAAUGAAGGACUCCACCACCACAGCUCUCGGCGCCGCUGCCAUGCUGCUGCUCUCCACCCCCGCUAACCUCCCCUGCCAUGCCCGAGAGUGCUUCGCCUCAAGCCUCGACAAGUCCAAGCUCUCAGGCCGAAUGCUCGUGUGCAACCUCAAGACAAGGGACCCCCACACGUCCCUCUCGGCGCUCUUCACCACGUUCUCAUCUCAGGCGAAGCCCCCUCAGCGGCCAUUUUCUCCUCCACAGGCCCGCCUCUCAACCCCUUCAUCUCAUUCCCUGUCUCCCCUUCCUCUCCCUGCCCCAUUUCCCACGAAGCCCCAUCAGUGCACAGACCCACCUAUCAACCCCGCCUUCCCCGUCACCCCGCGCCUCCCCGCCUCCCACCUCCCUUGGGGUUCUGACCUCUGGGUUAAACUGCGGCCCGCGGCCCGCCUCUCAACCCCGCCUUCCAGCUCACUGAUCCCUUGCCUCUCGCCUCUCUCUCGCCUCUCAUUUUUGGGCGGUUUAAGGCGGGGUAGAGAGGCGGGCACGUGGCGGGGUAGAGAGGCGGGCACGUGGCGGGGUAGAGAGGCGGGCACGUGGCGGGGUAGAGAGGCGGGCACGUGGCGGGGUAGAGAGGCGGGCACGUGGCGGGGUAGAGAGGCGGGCACGUGGCGGGGUAGAGAGGCGGGCACGUGGCGGGGUAGAGAGGCGGGCACGGGGCGGGGUAGAGAGGCGGGCACGUGGCGGGGUAGAGAGGCGGGCACGUGGCGGGGUAGAGAGGCGGGCACGUGGCGGGGUAGAGAGGCGGGCACGUGGCGGGGUAGAGAGGCGGGCACGUGGCGGGGUAGAGGCGGCACGUGGCGGGGUAGAGAGGCGGGCACGUGGCGGGGUAGAGAGGCGGGCACGUGGCGGGGUAGAGAGGCGGGCACGUGGCGGGGUAGAGAGGCGGGCACCCCCACAGCCUCCCUCUCGCCGCCCUUCACCACGUUCUCAGACGAAGCCCCAUCAGUCGCCUACUUCUCCUCCACGGGCCCGCCUCUCAACCCCGCCUUCCCAAUCACCCCGCGCCUGCUCGCCUCAAACGACAUCUUAAAGCCCGACAUCAUUGGCCCGGGAUUCCAGCUCUGGGCUGCUUCCAGCGGCCUCACACCCUCCUCUUCCUCUGAGCCGCCCAAAUUCGCCUAUCUUUCCGGGACCUCUAUGGCCACACCGCAUCUGGCCGGCAUUGCCGCCCUGAUCAUCCAGAAGAAUCCAAACUGGUCGCCCGCCCAAAUCGCAUCCGCAAUCAUGACCACCGCCUACACCACCAACAAGCUCGGCAACCCCAUCCGCCGAACCACCAGCUCCGGCAAGAAGAGCUCUGGGAAAACUGUCGAAGCUACCCCGUGGGAUAUGGGGUGUUGGGGGAAUCCGGCCGGUGAAAGCGUUCAAUCUCAACCGUCCGUCGAUCUCCAUCUCGCGGCUCUCGAGACCGGUGGUGGUAAGGCGUGUGGUGAAGAAUGUAGACGUGGUGGCAGAGACCUACAGGGCGAUAAUAAGGGGGCCUAG
Messenger RNA from Closterium sp. NIES-65, 3063 nucleotides. NCBI's taxonomy places the organism in Eukaryota, Viridiplantae, Streptophyta, Zygnematophyceae, Desmidiales, Closteriaceae. The record is from the annotation of a GenBank genome assembly.